CUGUAAAAAAAAUUACUUUGUUUACCAUACGCCGGCAGCGACUUAUAAACAAUGGCAGAUGCUUGGGAUAUAAAAUCGCUGAAAUCAAAGCGGAACACGCUUCGUGAGAAGCUAGAGAAGCGGAAGAAGGAACGCAUCGAAAUUCUUUCUGACAUCCAGGAGGAUCUGACGAAUCCCAAAAAAGAACUCGUUGAAGCUGAUCUAGAAGUACAAAAGGAGGUACUGCAGACACUCAGUUCUUGUUCCCUGGCCCUGCCCAUUGUUUCCACACAAGUAGUAGAGAAAAUUCCAGGUAGCAGUCUAGAAAUGGUUAAUUUUAUACUGGGCAAACUGGCAAACCAGGGUGCCAUUGUUAUCCGAAACGUGACCAUCGGCACAGAAGCUGGCUGCGAGAUUAUUUCAGUCCAGCCCAAGGAGCUGAAGGAAAUCCUGGAGGACACAAAUGACACCUGUCAGCAAAAAGAGGAGGAGGCCAAAAGAAAAUUGGAAGUCGAGGAUGGCGAUCAGCCUCAGGAAAAGACAAUGAAACUGGACACAAGUGCCGCACGAAAAGAGUCCACCAGCCUGGAUGCCCCUGACGACAUCAUGAUGCUCUUAUCUAUGCCCUCGACACGAGAGAAGCAGAGUAAGCAAGUUGGCGAGGAGAUCCUUGAAUUGCUCACUAAGCCCACUGCCAAAGAGCGUUCAGUGGCAGAGAAGUUCAAAUCUCACGGCGGAGCACAGGUUAUGGAGUUCUGCUCCCACGGCACCAAGGUAGAGUGUCUCAAGGCCCAACAGGCCACCGCCGAAAUGGCGGCCAAAAAGAAACAAGAACGUAGAGACGAAAAGGAACUUCGCACGGAUGCUGAGGCAAGCGAAAGUAGCAGUGGGAAGCUAGCCAAGACAGAGUCAGCAGCCGAGGAUGGAGAGAUCAUCACGGAAGGUAUAAGUAAUUGCGAAGCAGAGUCGCAGGAGUCUACCGAUGGCAGUGAUACAUGCGGCAGUGAGACAACAGACAAGUGCACUAAGCUACACUUUAAGAAGAUUAUCCAGGCCCACACGGACGAGUCACUGGGGGAUUGCAGCUUUCUAAACACCUGCUUCCACAUGGCCACCUGCAAGUACGUACACUAUGAGGUGGACACUUUGCCGCAUAUUAACACAAACAAGCCCACGGAUGUGAAAACCAAAUUAAGCCUCAAACGUAGCGUUGAUUCCAGUUGCACGCUCUAUCCACCACAGUGGAUUCAGUGCGACUUGCGCUUCUUGGAUAUGACGGUGCUGGGCAAGUUCGCUGUGGUAAUGGCCGAUCCUCCUUGGGAUAUUCACAUGGAACUACCCUAUGGAACGAUGUCGGACGAUGAAAUGAGAGCUUUGGGUGUGCCAGCACUUCAGGAUGAUGGCUUGAUCUUUUUAUGGGUAACAGGAAGAGCCAUGGAACUUGGCCGCGACUGUCUUAAGCUGUGGGGUUAUGAGCGAGUGGAUGAGCUUAUCUGGGUAAAGACGAACCAGCUGCAGCGAAUAAUCCGUACUGGGCGCACAGGACACUGGCUGAACCACGGCAAGGAGCACUGCCUGGUGGGUAUGAAAGGCAAUCCCACGAAUCUAAACCGAGGUCUCGACUGUGACGUUAUCGUUGCGGAGGUGCGGGCCACCUCCCACAAACCAGAUGAGAUCUACGGCAUUAUUGAGCGUCUAAGCCCGGGUACCCGAAAAAUCGAGCUCUUCGGACGACCGCAUAACAUCCAACCCAACUGGAUCACCCUGGGAAACCAGCUGGAUGGCAUAAGGCUAGUGGAUCCAGAGCUCAUCACUCAAUUCCAGAAACGAUAUCCAGAUGGUAACUGCAUGUCGCCGGCAUCAGCCAAUGCGGCUGCCAUUAAUGGAAUACAAAAGUAAGCUUAAAAUAACAUUUUCAGUAUAAAUUUGAGACCUCGACAAAGCAAGAGUCUCAUACAGACUCGUUUAAUUAAGAUAAAUUAUUAUUAAAGCUUUUUA
Drosophila eugracilis is the source of this 1977-nucleotide messenger RNA. It is a transcript of the gene Mettl3, whose product is annotated as N6-adenosine-methyltransferase MT-A70-like protein. Gene Ontology annotation, cellular component: nucleus; RNA N6-methyladenosine methyltransferase complex. The transcript has 3 exons. The coding region runs from base 52 to 1878 and encodes 608 amino acids. The record is from RefSeq and is a predicted model, not a curated record. NCBI's taxonomy places the organism in Eukaryota, Metazoa, Arthropoda, Insecta, Diptera, Drosophilidae. Gene Ontology annotation, molecular function: mRNA (2'-O-methyladenosine-N6-)-methyltransferase activity; mRNA m(6)A methyltransferase activity.